ACCUGGAGUCAUUUACACCAACCACCACGUGAAUUAUUAACACUUCGAAAAGGAAUGGAGCCAAGGUAAGGCAUACUAGUGGAGAGGACUGCUGGUUUGCCUUGCAAUCUUUUGCUCUAAGCAGGUACGGCGAAGAUGGAGUUGAGCAGAAGGAAAGUGCCCCUAUAUGGCCAGGCCAAGGUGUUUGCAUUACUGGACGGGCUGGAUUCCAUGCUGGAAGAUGCCGAAGUCUUCAUUGUUCUGGAAGGAUCCACGCUGGUCCAUGUCACCAGGGCUCAGAGUGACGUCAUGCUCUGCUUCAUCGUGCCCGGACAUAACCUCGCCGAGGUGGUCUCUGUGCAGGCCUACUUGAGCUCCGAAAGCGCACCUCUCACAUGGGUGGGCGGCGCAAUGCUGGAAUACGUCCAAGACGACGCACAGGAGCUGGCAGAGCACCUGGUCACCCGCGGAUAUAGUCUGAACUCUCUGGAUCACACAGAGCUGAGCAGCCUCUUCAACCUGGGCCAGCAGAGCUCCCGCUGGGCUAUGGAUCGACGCGUGGCUCUCGCCAUGGCUAACCUGGAUAUUCCUCCAAAUUGGAACAUUCUGGGGACUCCCAGCAGAGAUGAUGGCAGCCCCAGAGACUCUCUGCUCCACCUGGCCGUGCGAUGGGGUCUGUGUCGACUGGCCGAGCUGCUGCUUUGUCAGCCCGGAGGUCUGAUGGCCAUCAACGUUCCAAACGAGGACGGCGUCACACCGCUGCAGCUGGCCUACUCAUCGGGCAACAGAGAACUCCUCCAGCUCCUCCUGCGGCCACCCAACCCUCUAGCCACACCUCCCGCAGGACUGUCUCAGGUGUGGGCAGACCGCUCCCGCUUGCUGAGAUACUGUCACGACACGGGGAAUUUGACACUGAGCGUCCGACAAAAUCUCAAGUGGAGCUCGGAGGAGAGCCGGCAUGCUGAUAUUCAGCUGCUCAGAAACAGACUUGGAGAUGAGGGCUUCCUCCGAGAGAUUAAAGCGUUAAGAAGAGAACCAACAGAGAGCGUUUUCGGCCAAGAACAAUUGGUGGAUGAUCCAGCAGAAAACGGACCUUUUGCUGAUAAGAGCGGAGAGAAUUCAGCUGCAGACGAUCAUGACUACGAGGAGCCGCUAAUGUUUUGCCUCAAUCAAGAGGACGAGCAGUCUGACUCUGAAAAAAGCCAGUCCACGGGCGAGAGCCAGACCUCAUCGCCGACUCUGGCUGCCGCUGCCAGGCUGUCGGCGAUGAUCCACGGGAAAGACAGAGUCUAUGCCAACGCCAUGGUGGUGGACCAAGCCGAUGAUGUUGAUGUGAAGUACCGCUCUGGCCCGUCACCUGAUGUUGGCAGCCUUUGCUGGGAUUCUUUCUCCAUGAUGUCCCCUGACUGGAGGACGUGUCCAGAAAAGGCGCACAAUGGCGAGAGAGCUGUCCGAAGGCAGAAAUCCAAGGAGUCGCCUCUCCGCGUCUCCCCCCCUCCAUCUUUCCCGUCCUCCCCCCUGGCUUCCGCCUUCCGUUUGUUUGAAGGAGGUCAGCGGCGACGGCCGCGAAGCAGCUUUCCAGUUUCUCCCACUUUGAACGGCGGACGAUGCAACUUGCCGCUGGCGGCGGCGGCCUGCGGACUGAGUCCCAGUCUCGAGUGUGACAGCGGAGAAGAGGACACACCGGGACACUCGUACCCCUGCUCAGCCCCAACGCUGCAGUCCGGCUUGCCAGACUUGAACCCGUCGCAAAAGCUCUCCAAGGCUGUUUGCUCGCUGCCCUGUGCUCUCAUCCAGAAGCCGGAGGAAGGCGAGCUUCGACUGCGCUCCUACUCCUACUCCUCUGCCAAGGCGAGGCCCUCGCGCCCCUCGCUAAACAGAGACGCGACCGUUACCGACCUGGCAGAAGGUGGUGCAUUCGGCGGCAGCGGUCGCUCUCUCCUUCAGGCUUUAUGGCUGUCCAAAUCGCUUUCUCCACUCAACCAAGUUAAGCAGAGUGUGCUGAACCUGAGCGAGACUUCCAAGGAAAAGAGGCUUUUGGGUUUCCGUAAGCGGGCCCAGUCAGCAGAGGAGGAGAGCGGCGCAUCACUCCAACACCUCACCCUCUCCGAGUUCCUUAAAGAGAUCGAGGACGAGGAGUGGGACAAGUACAUCGUUCCGUCCAAGGUGGAGUCGGAGAAAUACAAAGUGAGCCGGACCUUCAGUUUCCUCAAGAGCAGGAUGUCCAGCACUCGUGGCAAAACCAAGGUGAAAGGGAAAGAGGUGAAGGAUGGCAAGGACAAGAACGGACAUCAGUUUGCGCCCGCGUCUCCAUCUGCUCCUGCUGUCUGUGUGGCCUGCGAUAAGUCCAUUUGUGGGAAGGACGCGCUGCAGUGCUCCAACUGUUUAGCGAACGUCCACAAGAACUGCCGAGACUCUGUUGCACAAUGCGCAAAGAAGCUGCAGGAGAAGAAUGCAUCGUUGAUGAAAAGCAAGAACUUGUCUCUCCCACAGACUUCUGCGAAAGACAUGGCUUCCACCUCUCCUGUGGCCUCCUCAUCAGUGCCCUCAUCCCUCUCGCUUACACCAACGACCAAAGAAAAGGGAGAAACGCCUCUUUCCAAAAGCCUCUCCGCCUCCUUGGAGAGCAGCAGGCGGCCGAGUGAUACGGCAGCAAUGGAGGUGGAUUCCAUUCCUCCACCGUACGGCUCACAGCCGGACGAGGGCGCUCCACUUCCGGCCGGAGCCGGUCUUCCUUCGCUCGUCUCGCAGGAUGAUGUCGUUGCCCCUCUACUAAGCGACCUGUCGGCCGACCUGCUGGGGCUCGACGCCGAGUCGUGGAGCCUCGCGGUCAGUCCGGAUUUCUGCAGGCAACACGACAGACGUGCCGUCAAACGGCAGGAUGUCAUUUACGAACUGAUGCAGACGGAGCUGCACCACAUCCAGACUCUGACGGUCAUGUCCGAAGUGUUCAGACGAGGCAUGCUGGAGGAGCUGCAGCUAGGCUGGGAUUGCGUGGCCCGCAUUUUCCCCUGCUUGGAUUCCUUGCUGCUCUUCCACAGGAACCUUUUUGGAUCCCUGCAGGAGCGCAGACGAGCGGCAACCCAAGCCGACAACCAGAGAAAUUACCUCAUCUGCCAGAUUGGAGACGUCCUUCUUCAACAGUUCUCCGAUGGAAACGCUGAGACGAUGAAGCGAGUGUACGGAGACUUCUGCAGUCACCACUUGGAAGCUGUCGGUGUCUUCAAGGAGCUUCAGCAGCAUAACAAAAAACUCCAGAACUUUGUCAAACAACAGAGCAAUAACUUGCUGGUCAGGAGAAGAGAGAUUCCAGAGUUCAUCCUUUUAGUCACCCAGCGCAUCACCAAGUACCCGGUUUUGUUGGAGAGGAUUUUACAUUACACUCAAGAAGGCAGUCAAGAACACACAGAGCUAUCAAGCGCGCUGGCUCACGUUCGUGACAUCAUCGCCGCCGUGGACCUGACCGUGAGUAAGUACGAGCGAUCUCAGGAGCUGCAGGAAGUGCUCGCCCGUCUGGAGAACAAGAGCUUUGCCAAACUGAAGAGCGGCAAGGUGAUUCGCAAGCAGGACCUGCACAGCAAACACAGACAUCUACGACACAAGGGAUUGCUUUACUGGAAGACUGCCACGGGCCGCCUAAAAGAUACCUUGGCACUCCUGCUUACAGAUGUGGUGGUGUUCCUGCAAGAGAAAGAUCAACGCUUUGUAUUUGCGGCCGUGGACCAGAAGCCUCCCGUGAUCCCACUGCAAAAGCUCAUCGUGAGAGAAGUAGCCAAUGAGGAGCGCGGGAUGUUUCUCAUCUCUGCUUCCUCAGCCGGUCCGGAGAUGUAUGAAGUUCACGCCAGCACCAGAGAGGAGAGAAAUGCUUGGAUGAGACACAUCAGACAAGCUGUAGAGAGUUGUCCAGAGGAAGAAGAGGAGGAGGAGGAGGAGGAGGAGGAGCAGCAGCGUAGCACCGAAACAGAAGAGGCCAAGCGAGCGGCCGAAGUUAAAGUUCAGAAAAUGUCAAGGUUCCAAGAGACAUUGUUCAUUCAGGACCAGCGUAUCUGCACCAGCUUGGAGGAGAAGUUACAAUUCUAUGCUGAGCUCACAGAGUUAACGCUGCGCUCUCCAGAAGCCAUUCCACAUCGCCACCUGCUGGUACAAGCAGAAAUUGACAGCGAGUCCCCAAGACCGGCCUCCGCACUGCUCGCAGCCGCACUCCGAGAAGCGGAAAACCUGAUCGGCAUUCUUCAGGUUCACGACGGACAACGUGACAGUUCUCCCGUCCGUGGCUGCGAGUGCCCCGACGACAACAGCAUCCAAGAGUCGCCCUCAGAACCCGAUUACCUGAGCACGCUUAGUAUGAGCUCCACUUCUCUCGGAUCGGACAGCGAAGGGACGGAUGGAAUCUCGUGGAGCGAGGAGCCAAAGCAAAGUCACACCAAAGAAACACUCUUCAAGGUGGCUGAGAGUGUGCAGAGUCUGACUCAGCUCCUUUAUAGUCUGCAAGCUGCGGUGACUCUCCAGGACAGCUGCCUGGAGAUCCAAAACAUUCUCCUUCAGGAAGGAGACCAAUCUCAGCUCAAGAGCCUUGCCUCGCUCCAAAACACCUUGGAGACGGCCGUUGAGAAGAGGAAAGAGGACGUCGAGAAGAAGGCUACAGAGAGGAAGAAGGAAGAAGUGGACGAGGUGCACAAACUUCACGUGAAAUUGAAACUAGAGCAGCAGCGCUGGGACAAGAAGUGUGUGGCUAGAGACAAACGACAGACUGAGCAGGAAGGCGCGCUGGAGCAGCGUGAGCGCCAUUGCAUCCUGGAGGCCCAACGGCUGCGUUGUGAGCGCCAGGAGCUGGAAACUCAGCUGAUGGAAUAUCGACACAGUCUGGACAGACUGCGUGACGGCCAGGAGAGUGUCGACAGGGAAAAGGAGAAGCUCCGAGCCCAGCAGUGUCUCCUCCAGAGUUGGAGACACAACCGGCAGAGCAGUCUGCCCGUGACCAUACCUCUCGAUGAAUACCAGGUGCCAAUUCACAGUCGCUCAGGCAGCCUUGACGGCAGCUGCUGGACGUACGAGAACGACGCAGCUCUGCUCGCCUCUCUUCAGAAGCAGAAGCAGCAGCAGCGGCGGCGGCAGCAGUCCCCCAACAACAACAACCCGCAGCAGCAGUAUCUGCUCUCCGGCCCCCGGCAAAGCUCCACCUUUGGCGGUGCUGACCUUAGCCUUAGCGCCAGCCUCUACAACAGCCUCAACACCCUGCUGAGCCAAACGCACAGAAAACACUCUCAGGAUGCUCUCAGCUUGGGCAACAAGAAUCCCGGCCGCGACCAGCCUUUCGACGCCUCUGCCAAUCCCUUCGCUAACAGAGGCACAGCGCAGCCGCAGAGCGCCGGCAAAUACUCGAGUCCGCAGUCGGAGAGCCAUUCCCCGAGGGCCUGGAGGCCAGAGAUGCCCGGCCAAGAACUUUACCAAGACGCUUACGCCUCCUCUUCUCCUUCCCUCACGCCGCUCCUCCCUCAGCAGUCCUACCUGUCUCUGGAAGGACAUCUUAGGGAGGACGCAAGCGAGGAGAACAUUGUUUACAUCUGAUGUUUGAAGCAGGACAUCAAACUGGACUGUGAUGGAUGGAAAUAGCGUUGGGAAAUUGUGAAUAAUCAAAUGAGAGAUGAGCAGCAUCCAUACUGUAUGUGCCUUCUUCUGCUUCAUCAAACCGUCGUGCCUUCUCGCUGUCAUUCUAUUUUGGUUUUGUAAAUUAGAUUGAAUUCUUAUUUUAUUGCUUGCUUGUCAAACAAUGGCGUUAUGUUCUCCGUUAACACUUCAAAUAGGGUCCAAUAUAUGGGGGAAGGCUAGCUUAGGCCUUCGCAAGCUAUGUACAGCAUUAACUGCUCUUCUCCGGCAUAUGCAUACAUUAGAUUGCCAUGUGAUUUGAAAUCAUAUUUAUUCGAGGAAGAAAGUAUUGUACUGUAGCGUAUAGUUUGUUGAAAGGGCUACCUACCGACGCACGCUGUUGGAAGAGUGAAGUGCCAAAAUUCUUCUAAUCCUAUUCCCUUUUGGUAAUUUAUUGUACCUCAAUGGCUUCAUGCACUGUACACAAUGUUUGCUUUCUUUUCCUGGUUGUAAUCACUGCUGUGAUGUUUGUAAAUGUUGGGGCUCCUUAUAAAGAUCAUAUUAUUGCUUGUG
This is a messenger RNA of Syngnathus acus (greater pipefish), 6138 nucleotides long. RefSeq names its product Rho guanine nucleotide exchange factor (GEF) 28a (gene arhgef28a). The transcript is spliced from 39 exons. The record is from RefSeq and is a predicted model, not a curated record. Gene Ontology annotation, biological process: regulation of Rho protein signal transduction. Lineage: Eukaryota; Metazoa; Chordata; Actinopteri; Syngnathiformes; Syngnathidae. Gene Ontology annotation, molecular function: protein binding; guanyl-nucleotide exchange factor activity. Bases 136 to 5547 code for a protein of 1803 amino acids.